This is a messenger RNA of Saccostrea cuccullata (small rock oyster), 467 nucleotides long. Its product is annotated as taste receptor type 1 member 1-like. Gene Ontology annotation, molecular function: adenylate cyclase inhibiting G protein-coupled glutamate receptor activity. Bases 84 to 467 code for a protein of 127 amino acids. Gene Ontology annotation, biological process: G protein-coupled receptor signaling pathway. The record is from RefSeq and is a predicted model, not a curated record. Gene Ontology annotation, cellular component: plasma membrane. NCBI's taxonomy places the organism in Eukaryota, Metazoa, Mollusca, Bivalvia, Ostreida, Ostreidae. The transcript has 3 exons.
AUGUAAGUUUUGCUGGUUUAUUCACUUUAAAUUCCUCCACAAGUUAUGGCGAAUGUAAUGGUAAAGUCUCAACAUCGUCUGUUAUGGAACUGGAAGCAGUGAAAUGGGCAAUACGGCGACUGAAUGACAACAAUUACAUUUCGGGAGUCAAAAUAGGAUUGAUUGCGUACCCUACAUGUCAAUCAGAACAGCUGUCCGGGUACAGAGCGAUGGAGAUCGCUACAGCAAUUAAGGAGAAAUCUCAAAACAUCCUAGGCAUCAUUGGUGCAACAAGGAGUUCUGAAUCAGAAUCCGUGGCUACUAUUCUAUCCAGACUUCCUGUCACAAUCUCGCCCCCGAUGACGUCAUAUUCCUCAACGUGCGUGUCUUUGAGUGAUAAAACCAGAUUUCCGAAUUUCUUCAGAACGAUUUAUUCAGAUCAUAUACAAAUAGAGGUGGGGUUUAAAAAUGUAUACUUUAAAUUUUGA